GGAAGACACGGUGAGGGCGGGGCAGUGUGGAGCCUAAGCCGGGGUCAGCGGGAGGACCGGGAGGAGGAGGUCCAGCUGACACACGUCAACACUCGUCAUACUCCACUACUCUCAUCUUACUAACCCCGCUACCUCCAUUUCAUCUUUCCAGUAGAGAUAACAUUAUAAUCAAGAGAGAGAAAAUCACCAUGAAGAGUUAAAGAAAAAAGAUUAAAGAAACAACGAGGCCCUACAAACUACCUUGCUACUAACUCAUAUGGAAAAAAACCUUAAGUAACCCGGAAGGUGAAGAGAACUGUGACUCUGUGGUGGUAGACAGCAAAGAGGACUGACCAAGUUCCUGCAGUGACUGUUAUAUCCAGACAACAUCAGCUAAGAAGAUGCCUGAAGUAGACCAGAGUAAGGAGGUGAAGGUAGAGAAGGUGGAGGAGGUGGAAGUGGAGGGCAAGUCAGAUGUACCAGAUGAGGAGUGGAUUGAUAUACUGGGCACUGGAGACCUCAAGAAGAAGGUGAUAACACCCGGCAUAGUUGAGUCGCGGCCGUCUAAAGGCAGCACUGUUGUGAUCAGUGCACACGGAAAACUUGAUAAUGGCAAAGAAGUGGACAUACAUGAACAGCUGACAUUUACAGUCGGUGAUAGUGAGGUGAUUAUUGGUCUGGACAUGGUCAUACCACUGAUGGAUAAAGGAGAAGUUGCUGAAGUUUAUGUUGCAUCCAGAUUUGGUUUUGGCAGCAAGGGUCUUCCCCCUGAUAUUCCCCCAGACAGCAAUAUUACCUACAAAGUGGAACUUGUGGAUUAUGCACCAGAGGAGGAACCUUGUUCAUUACCCAUAGCCGAGCGCAAGGUCAUCGGAAAUCGUAAGCGGGAAAGGGGAAAUUGGUGGUUCAACAGGGAGGAGUACACCAUGGCCAUACAUUGCUACAGUGCAGCUAUUGACUUCCUUGAUGAUGCUCAGGAGGAGUAUGGGGAUAACAUCAAACCAGAAGUGAAGGAAAUACUGACAGAACGACUGAAGGCCUUAAACAACAUGGGAGCAGCACAGAUGAAGAUUGAGGCAUAUGACAUGGCCUUAAAAUCUCUGGACACAGUUUUGAAAUGUCAACCCAAUAAUGUAAAGGCGCUGUUCAGGAAAGGGAAGGCAUUGGGUCUACAAGGGAAAGUGAAAGAGUCCAUCGCCUUACUGAAAGUGGCCUUGGAACUUGAACCUGAAUCGCGCCUCAUACACAUAGAACUGGCCAAGAUGAGGGAGAAGGCUCGCAUUGAGGCUGAGUCUGAGAAGUCUCUGUACAGACGUAUGUUGGGACUGAAGAAGGAAGUGACUCAGGCUGACCAACGGUAUCCAGUCAUUAAAAGUUUUCCAUGGAAGACUUGGAUGACUGCCUUUGUAGUUAUGUUGAUAUCUCUGAUGGUCUACCAUAACAGAACUUCGCUGUCCAGACUCUUCAAGUAAUGUGUAGUAGAGAUUAAGGAGAAGCCACUACCAAGGUAUUAUUUAUUUGUUAAUUACAAGUUGAUCUCCUUGGUAAGUAAACUGUCAUUACUAAAUAUUAAAUAAUUAUGAGUCAAUUAACAUGAAUGUAACCAUUUGAAAAGUACAUUUAGUUGUGCUCUUAUUCUUUAGUACUUUCUAACUCUUAGUAGUGGUAGAUUUACUGAUAUCUUAUUCUUUUUUUCUGAAAUUGUGGAGUUCUAAGAUCAUAUACUUAUUUAGGAAGUAUUUUAAGUACAGUAGUGUAUUAUUGAAAUCAGUGGAACAAAGAUUGAACCCUUCAUGUAUUACCAGUGUCUUAAUGCUUCUUAAAAUUAUUUAUAGCUUUUCCAUUAACGAGAAAAGAAAAGUGUUUAACAGUAACACACAACUCUUGUCUUUUAACUGGAAAAAUUAAGUCGACGAAACCACAGCGUUCAUCUUGAUUUAUAAAUACGUGACCAUCCUACAUUACAUAAUUUCCACGUUGACGACUAACUUGAUAUUUUUAGAACACUGUCUUCUGUUGAUAAGAGUUUUAAAACAUAAUUAUACUUUUUCUUUCAGUAGGUAGGUAACAUAAGGAUGCCAUACAUGACAAACAUUACUCAAAUGAUCAAAUGGUAGAUUUUAAAGUAACUUAAUAUUACCAGACUUGAAAAUUAUAUCUGUAAUAGCAUUUUUUUACAAUGUACUUCUUAUCCUGUUGUAGAUUUUUGGUAGACUGGUUGACAUGGCUGUACCUUGUAGCACCAGGAACGUAGAUAUUUUGCAGUUUUUCAUCUUUUAAGUAAGUCUAGUACACGAGUAGUAAUAUUUGGUAAAUAAUUCACGUAUGUAUUUAAAGGUUGCGAAGAAACUGGCCAUAGUAGAGAGAGAUGUUCCAGACUUGUGUACUGUAUUCAGUCUAAUGCCUAAACAUUUACAGGGUUCUAUCAAUGUUCUUUACAAAUCAUCAUGUCUUCUAUUUUCUAGGAAUGCUGCUGAUUUUCAUUAUGUUCAAAAAUAUGUCUUUGUGCUAUUUUAAUUAACUUGUUGUUUUAUUCCUAUUUAUUUCUGACAGAUGGUGCAGUUAUUUAGGGUUUUUUUAUUUUCAAGUGGAUAUCCAAUUUAUGAAAGGAUGGAAACUUUCAUUAUAUUAAUCAGCAGGUUUCUACCAUUCAGUUUUUUAUGUGGUUAAAGAAUAAUAUAUUUAGUUGUAAUAUAUAAAAUUAUUGUCAAAUGGAAAAUAAUUUUAUUUUAUGAUGGAAACUAAUUCUUGGAAGAUAUGUAAUACUGUACCUGUACUGUAUUAUGUCUCUUGUUCUGUUGCACAAAAAUAAUAAUAAUAAUAAUAGUAUUGUAAUUUUUGUAAUGUAUAGUUGUAAUUUGAUGUUUGAAAUAUGUCCAGAAUUUAGGCAAGCAAUAUCUGCAAUAUCUCUGGUAGAAAUUAUAUGCACACACUUUAGAGAAUUUAGUAUUCAAAUUCUUUUAUACAUUCUUAAGAAAAAUUGUGUUGGUCCUCUUCCA
Homarus americanus (American lobster) is the source of this 2978-nucleotide messenger RNA. RefSeq names its product peptidyl-prolyl cis-trans isomerase FKBP8-like. Gene Ontology annotation, molecular function: protein binding; peptidyl-prolyl cis-trans isomerase activity. The record is from RefSeq and is a predicted model, not a curated record. Bases 381 to 1451 code for a protein of 356 amino acids. Lineage: Eukaryota; Metazoa; Arthropoda; Malacostraca; Decapoda; Nephropidae. The transcript has 10 exons.